GCAAAACAUCAAUCUAUCAAGAGUGUCAUAAAAACAAUUGUGAUCACGUAUUUAUUUGUAUAAUAUUAAAGGGAUUAAAAGUUACCUGCACUAACGACUGAACUAUUUAUGUAAAAUAAAAUCAUUUUUGUUGGCUUCCCUAAUUUUUAAUGUAUCAGAUUGUCAAUACUAUUUGCCAACUGUAGUUUCUAAGAUUAUGUAGUGUGUUUGAAAUCUGAUUUUUAUAUUGUUUUAUUUCACUUUUUUGUGAAACCAGAUCAAUUUAAAUAGGAUAAUAUGACGCCAAUGAACUCAGAAGGAGAAUAUCUAAUUGUUAAUAACAUCCCUAAAACUUAUCAUGCAUCUCAUCUUCGAAAUUUUUACUCUAGUUUUGUUGAAAGUGGGGGCUUUUUGUGUUUUCAUUUCCGCCACCGUCCUGAAGUACAAAAGCCAUCAAAUGACUCCAAUACGACUGACCCAGAUCGGUCAAGGAGAAUUACAAACUGCUGUAUCAUUAAAGUUUUAUCUGAACGUGUGGAUGAAUUCAUUAAACAAUAUAAUGGUGAACAUUGGUUAGAUGAUAAAGGAGAAACCUUAAUGACUUGUUGUUUUAUCAAGAAAGUAGUGUUUUCUAAAAAUACUGAAUCUACAGUUACUUCAAGCUCUGCAUUUAGUAAACAAGGAACUGUAGCAUCAAAUUUGCCAUUAGAAAAAGAGACUAUUACCGUGGAAGAUGUUGAAUCCCUCAUUGAAAUGCAUCCACCAAAGUGCAUGCCUCAUGGAAAUGUUGGAACCAAGACUAGUCAUUUUUUAAAAGAGAUUCAAGCUUGUAGACUACCACCAUCAUUAAUUGCUAAGUUAGACUUGCAGUUUCCCCGAAACCGCUCCAAAAGAAUAUAUGGCAAUGUCCCUUAUGAAUACAAAAAGAGAAAACAAUUUUACGAAAGAAAGUCAACUGUUCCUGCAAAGGAAGAAUUAAAAACAGAAAAUAGCCAUAAACGUUCUUGGUGUAAUCGUGCACCUGUGGAAAGUCCGUGGCAAAAUGACAGUAAUUCAGAGGAAUCAGAGUCAGAAGAAGAAGAAUGGGAUCGUCAUGAAGCCUUACACGAGGAUGUCACUGGUCAAGAACGGAACAAGGAACGCCUUUUUGAAGAAAAAAUAGAGCUUAAGUGGGAGAAAGGUGGAUCUGGUUUAGUAUUUUAUACAGAUGCCCAGUAUUGGGAUGAGAAAGAAGGUGAUUUUGAUGCUAAAACUUCAGAUGAUUGGGAUAUAGAUACAAGAGUUUAUACAAAUCCAGGACCUGAUAAUGAUAAAGAUAUGCGAGAUUUUGUGCGAAUGAGAUUUGAGGAAAAGUUAAGGGAUGGUUCUAUUUCAGAAAAGGACAUCCGUUAUGAUUUUGCUGCAUUUGAAAAAUAUAGCAAGGGUUUUGGCCGGAAAAUUAUGGAAUCUCAAGGCUGGAAACAAGGUCAUGGAAUUGGCAAAAAUGCUGGAAUAACUGAACCUCUUCCGAAUGAAGGUCAGCUUCCUGCUGAUAAAAAGGGAUUUGGUUAUCGAGGUGUUAAACUAGAUAUGGCUCCUAAAAAGAAAAAGAGAAGGUGUCGAAGUAAAUAUACAGAUGAAUCUGAAUCUGAACAUUACCAUAUAUCUACCAUCUAUGAUAAUCCAAGAAUAUCGGAUCCCCCAGAAUCUGUUCUUGUAUCAUCAGCAUUUUCAAGUUUAAAGUAUAGACAAAAUUUUCUCAAAGAGGAGAGCAAAGACAGUUGAUGUCAAAAUCGUAAUAUGUUUUUGUUCUAUAUUUUUUAAUGUAAAUUAUGUACAUUGGGUUUUAUAAAUUCAGGAAACAAUUUUA
This is a messenger RNA of Parasteatoda tepidariorum (common house spider), 1828 nucleotides long. Its product is annotated as G patch domain-containing protein 3. Gene Ontology annotation, biological process: negative regulation of type I interferon production; negative regulation of RIG-I signaling pathway; positive regulation of DNA-templated transcription. NCBI's taxonomy places the organism in Eukaryota, Metazoa, Arthropoda, Arachnida, Araneae, Theridiidae. Gene Ontology annotation, molecular function: nucleic acid binding. The record is from RefSeq and is a predicted model, not a curated record.